Messenger RNA from Engraulis encrasicolus (European anchovy), 650 nucleotides. It is a transcript of the gene rps11, whose product is annotated as ribosomal protein S11. Gene Ontology annotation, cellular component: cytosolic small ribosomal subunit; ribosome. Gene Ontology annotation, biological process: translation. The transcript has 5 exons. The coding region runs from base 95 to 580 and encodes 161 amino acids. Gene Ontology annotation, molecular function: structural constituent of ribosome. Lineage: Eukaryota; Metazoa; Chordata; Actinopteri; Clupeiformes; Engraulidae. The record is from RefSeq and is a predicted model, not a curated record.
CAUAAAAAGCGCCCGAACAUCGUCACAUCCGGCAAGGGUUGUCUUUGGGCCACCGCGCGCAUGUGUAGUCCUCUUUACGACUCGGCUGGCGAAGAUGGCGGACGCUCAGAACGAGAGGGCUUAUCAGAAGCAGCCCACCAUCUUCCAGAACAAGAAGCGUGUUCUGGUUGCUGAUGGCAAAGAAAGUGUCAAGGAGAAGCUUCCACGCUAUCACAGAAAUGUUGGCCUGGGCUUCAAGACCCCAAGAGAGGCUAUUGAAGGCACUUACAUUGACAAGAAAUGCCCCUUCACCGGAGAUGUGUCCAUCCGUGGCCGUAUCCUUUCAGGCGUUGUGACCAAGAUGAAGAUGCAGAGGACCAUCGUCAUCAGGCGAGACUACCUGCAUUACAUCCGCAAGUACAACAGGUUCGAGAAGAGGCACAAGAACAUGUCUGUCCAUCUUUCCCCCUGCUUCAGGGAUGUAACACCUGGAGAUGUCGUCACAGUUGGCGAGUGCCGACCCCUCAGCAAAACUGUGAGGUUCAACGUCCUGAAAGUCACCAAGGCAGCCGGCGCCAAGAAACAGUUCCAGAAGUUCUAAUUUGGCAUCAGGAGAACGCCAAAUGUGCUGUAUUUGGACCGAGAAAUAAAAACAUCUGUUGUAUACAUAA